GUUCCGACAAUCGUUCCGACAAAAUGUAUCUAUCCGUGUCGGUUAUUUUCUCGUUUUUGUUUUUGGUUGUUUCGGACGCGGCUUCCGUUUUCCAAUCGGAACCGGAAGCGGAGGGUUUUAUGCUGGGGGGCACGGCUACAGUAAAUGGCGAGUUCCCCGCAUCUGCGUACAUUGUGACACCGGAUAAUGCAGUUUGUGGUGCCACCAUUAUCGAUGCCAGCCAUGUUCUAACCGUAGCUCAGUGCGUGCUCGAUGCUUCUCAUCGUGUCUACAAUCCGCGCAUGGUACGCGUCAAUGCUGGAGAUAUUAGGCUGAGUCCCGUGUCCCCCAUGAGGCAGAGUCGUCUCGCUUCGGUUAUUUACGUUCAUAACGGAUACAAACCUCACACCUUCGAGAAUGAUAUUGCGGUUAUUCGACUUCAGCAGCCACUAAGCCAACCCAGCAAUGCCUUGGAGCCAGCAGUUCGUCGAUCUCGAAUAGUUGCCAAUGGCGCUAACUGUAACCUCGUCGGUUGGGGAAUGAUUACGGCUACCGGAUCCUCGAUCAAUGCUGAACAGCAAAGAUUGUCGAUCCAGAUCAACGAUCGGGACAUCUGCACCAACAUGCGAUCAGAACUACAAGUGUUUGAGAGUAUGAUCUGCGCCGGGAAUAUGAACCAAUCCGCGAACAGCGCUCCAUGCACGGGCAAUCUUGGAUCGGGACUGUACUGCAAUGGGGAUUUGACCGGCUUGCUUUCGUUCGGAAUAAACUGUGGUGCCGGAAACAACCCUCCCACAUUCACCCAGGUUCGAUUCUUCAACUCGUGGAUUGAGCAGCAGGUGUUGAGGAACGAUAGUGUGCCUUUGAGGUGGUCACCAUUAGAUGUUUAAGUGAA
Toxorhynchites rutilus septentrionalis is the source of this 874-nucleotide messenger RNA. Its product is annotated as trypsin alpha-like. The record is from RefSeq and is a predicted model, not a curated record. Gene Ontology annotation, molecular function: serine-type endopeptidase activity. The coding region runs from base 24 to 869 and encodes 281 amino acids. Gene Ontology annotation, biological process: proteolysis. Lineage: Eukaryota; Metazoa; Arthropoda; Insecta; Diptera; Culicidae. The transcript has 2 exons.